CGUCACUAGACACUAGAUUAUAUAUUUCCAUGCCCAAAAUCAUCAAAGAAUAAUUAAAGAUCAUACACAAUAAUAAGUUAAUUAUUUUUGUUCUGAAAUUUGAAUUGAGUAUUAUAAAUAGGAUAGAGGAAGCUCAUGCAAAAUCAUGCAAAACUCCUCUUCAAAAACACCAUUUUCUUAAUUUUCUCCCUUUUUUCUCUUGAAAAAGUUUGUUAAUAAAAAAAAAAAAAAUUUUAAAAAAAAACCUAGAGAAUUACAUUUCUUGCCAAAAGAAACAAGAAUUUAAUAAUGUGGAAGCUAAAGAUAGCAGAAGGAAAGGAUCCAUGGCUAGUGAGCAUAAACGAUCACGUAGGUCGACAACAUUGGGAGUAUGAUCAUGAGGCUGGAACACCGGAGGAACAAGCUGAGGUUGAGAUGGUUAGGGAGGAAUUCAAGAGGAAUCGGUUCAAGAAUAGGCAAAGUUCUGAUCUCUUAAUGAGAAUGCAGUUGAGAAAAGAAAACACAAGUUUGCCAAUACCUCAAAGAAUCAAAUUGAAGGAAACAGAGGAGAUAACAGAGGAAGCAAUGGAUACAACACUCAAAAGAUCCAUCAAUUUCUUCUCCAGUUUACAGGCCCAUGAUGGUCACUGGCCCGCUGAAUCUGCCGGCCCAUUAUUCUUCCUCCCUCCACUUGUAAUAGCCCUGCACAUUACAGGAGCAACAAAUACAAUUUUAUCUUCUGAACACCAAAAGGAAAUCAAGCGUUACAUCUACAAUCACCAGAAUGAAGAUGGAGGAUGGGGACUUCACAUAGAAGGCAAUAGCACAAUGUUUGGUUCUGUAAUUAGCUACAUUGCCCUUAGGCUGCUCGGAGAAGGCCCCGAUGAUGGUGAGGAUAACGCGGUUGCAAGGGCUCGUCAAUGGAUCCUUGAUCAUGGUGGUGCCACUGCCAUCCCAUCUUGGGGAAAAUUUUGGCUCACGGUGCUUGGAGCGUACGAGUGGGAUGGGUGCAACCCAAUGCCACCAGAAUUUUGGCUACUCCCUGAGAUUUCACCUAUGCAUCCAGGGAAAUUGUUAUGCUACUGUAGGUUGGUGUAUAUGCCAAUGUCAUAUCUUUAUGGUAAGAGAUUUGUUGGUCCAAUAACUCCACUCAUUCUGUCACUAAGAAGGGAGCUUUACAAUGAACCUUACAAUGAAAUAAAUUGGAACAAGGCUAGAAACACUUGUGCUAAGGAGGACCUUUACUACCCUCAUCCCCUAGUACAAGACAUGGUAUGGGGAUUCCUUCACAACUUUGUCGAGCCAGUACUCAACCGUUGGCCCUUCUCGAAAUUGAGAGAGAAGUCGAUGAAGAUCGCUAUGGAACAUGUACACUAUGAGGACAUUAAUAGUAGAUACCUCUGCAUUGGUUGUGUGGAAAAGGUUCUUUGUAUGCUUUCUUGUUGGGUAGAAGAUUCAAAUUCUGAAGCAUACAAGAAACAUCUAGCGCGAAUUCCAGAUUACUUCUGGCUUGCAGAAGAUGGGAUGAAAAUGCAGAGUUUUGGUUCCCAAAUGUGGGAUGCAGCCUUUGCAAUCCAAGCAAUAUUUGCAAGUGGUCUUACACAAGAUUAUGCACCUACAUUAAAGAAAGCACACUAUUUUUUAAAAGCCUCCCAGGUCAAAGACAAUCCUUCUGGAAACUUCCAGGAGAUGUAUAGACAUAUUUCAAAAGGCGCAUGGACUUUUUCACUACAAGAUCAUGGUUGGCAAGUCUCUGAUUGCACUGCUGAAGGGUUUAAGGUUGCACUUCUAUUCUCAAGAUAUCCCCCCGAAGUUGUGGGUGAAAAAAUUGAAGCAGAACGCUUGUAUGAUGCUCUUAAUGUCAUUCUUUCCCUUCAAAGUGAAAAUGGUGGUUUUCCUGCUUGGGAGCCCAAGAGAGCUUUUCGUUGGCUUGAGAAUUUCAAUCCUACAGAGUUCUUUGAAGAUGUUCUUAUCGAAAGAGAGUAUGUUGAGUGCACUUCUUCAGCAAUCCAAGGUUUAACACUCUUCAAGAAGCUAUACCCUGGACAUAGAAAGAAAGAAAUAGAAAAGAGCAUUGCUAAAGGUAUACGCUACGUUGAAGAGACACAAAACCCUGAUGGUUCUUGGUAUGGUUGUUGGGGAAUCUGUUAUACAUAUGGAACGUGGUUUGGAGUUGAGGCAUUAGUAUGUUCUGGGAAGAACUACAACAAUAGCCUUGCAUUGCGCAAGGCUUGUCAUUUUUUGCUCUCAAAGCAAUUGCCUGAUGGUGGUUGGGGGGAGAAUUACCUCUCUAGUCCAAACAAGGUUUACACGAAUUUAGAAGGGAACAAGUCGAAUUUGGUGCAAACAUCGUGGGCAUUGUUGUCCCUUAUUAAAGCCGGAUUUGGUGAUAUAGAUCCAACUCCCAUAGAACGAGGAAUAAGAGUUUUAAUAAACUCACAGAUGGAUGAUGGAGACUUUCCACAACAGGAAAUCACUGGAGUAUUCAUGAAGACUUGCACCCUAAAUUAUUCUUCAUUUAGAAAUAUCUUCCCCAUAUGGGCUCUUGGAGAAUAUAGUCAUUUACAAGCAAGGAAAUCAAUUAGAUCAUAAGCUCAAAGCUCCCCGACUUAAUCGAUCUUCGAGAUGGAUAUUAAUGAAGCUACACGUAAUCAAUCAACUGAAGUCAGCCCUGCCACAUCAGCUCUGCCUCAUAACAGAAUUCCCUAGAUUUCAGGGAAUUAGUUACAGAUAUUUUGUUAAGUUAGUUACUGAUAUUUGUGGGAUUCUUACAGAAGUUUCUAGAUUAUGUAUUGAUAUAUAUUCAUAUUUUCUGCUGUAAUAUCAUUAUUCGAUCAUAAUCAGAUAAUUUUCCCCAAUAUUUUCUCUCGUUUUUCUCCUUAAUUUUUCUAGAAUUAUCAUGGUAUCAGAGCUGAAA
Chenopodium quinoa (quinoa) is the source of this 2896-nucleotide messenger RNA. Its product is annotated as lupeol synthase-like. Gene Ontology annotation, cellular component: lipid droplet. Lineage: Eukaryota; Viridiplantae; Streptophyta; Magnoliopsida; Caryophyllales; Amaranthaceae. Gene Ontology annotation, biological process: triterpenoid biosynthetic process. Gene Ontology annotation, molecular function: intramolecular transferase activity. The coding region runs from base 289 to 2571 and encodes 760 amino acids. The transcript is spliced from 18 exons. The record is from RefSeq and is a predicted model, not a curated record.